Messenger RNA from Xenia sp. Carnegie-2017, 4188 nucleotides. RefSeq names its product ubiquitin carboxyl-terminal hydrolase 47-like. The transcript has 33 exons. Gene Ontology annotation, molecular function: cysteine-type deubiquitinase activity; cysteine-type endopeptidase activity. Gene Ontology annotation, biological process: protein deubiquitination. Lineage: Eukaryota; Metazoa; Cnidaria; Anthozoa; Malacalcyonacea; Xeniidae. Bases 125 to 3634 code for a protein of 1169 amino acids. Gene Ontology annotation, cellular component: nucleus; cytosol. The record is from RefSeq and is a predicted model, not a curated record.
UGCUGUAUAAUGGUGACGUCAUGACCAUUAGACAUGGCGGACAUUUCGUUCAAAGCGAAACGACUAGCCAAGAAUUAUUUCCAAGCACAAAAGUGUUCAUUAUGCGAAUGAAGCUCUAAAAGGCAUGGCAGGGAGCAUUAACAGUCUUGUACCUUUAUCCUCUGACGAAAAUGACUCGAAAAACGAUGUUCUGUGUAUUGUUUACGACGAAACUUCCUUGACGUUUGACCAGCGUUCCAAAUACAAUUUUAAUUUUCCUCGCUCGACAUCUAUCCUCGAAUUGUACAAGAAAACAGCAGAGGAGUUUGGCUACGACCCAGAAAGCUUCCUGCUUGUUUGGAAAAGCGCGAAGGCAGGCCAUGAAAGCGAAGAACGAGAAUUGACAGACAAUGUAGAAAGCCUACAACUGGAAGAGGUUUGCCAACCACCGGAAAAGAAGAAACACCAAUUUUAUCUUAGAAAAAAGAAUGGUAACCCCCCAACUCGUGUUAAGCCUCCUGCUCAGGAUAAGAAACCUGUGGAAAAUGCUGCGCUAGAGGACAACAGUAUAAGCAACAUGUUCGAAGCUGAUUCUUCAAAUACAACGUCGAGUACUUCUUACUAUGGACCCUAUAAUAACACAAAUUCCUUCAAUAGCUGCAGCGACCUUUCCAAAUCAGAAACUGGCUAUGUUGGUCUUGUCAAUCAAGCAAUGACUUGUUACCUGAACAGUCUUCUUCAAACAUUAUAUAUGACACCCGAGUUUAGGAAUGCAAUAUACAAAUGGAGAUACAAAGGCAGUCAAGAGGAGGCCGAAAAAAGCAUUCCUUAUCAGCUACAGAAACUAUUCGUACAGCUCCAAUUUAGUGGUAAGAGAGCUGUGGAAACAACUGAUGUGACAAAGAGUUUUGGAUGGGACAGCAGUGAUGCCUGGCAACAACACGACGUGCAGGAGUUGUGCCGAGUUAUGUUUGAUGCUUUGGAAACGGUCUUUAAGAAUACGGAUCAGGCACAACUCAUCAACCAUCUUUACCAAGGACAGUUGAAAGAUUAUGUCAAGUGCCUGGAGUGUGAAUACGAAAGUGCAAGAAUUGACAAGUUUUUAGAUAUUCCUCUGGUCAUAAGACCGUUUGGUGCCAAUGUCCCUCACGAGAGCGUGGAAGAAGCCCUGGAUUCAUUUGUAAACCCAGAGACACUUAAUGGAAACAAUCAGUACAAAUGUGACAAGUGCGACAAGCUUUGCGACGCACACAAGGGUCUAAAAUUCUGCAAGUUCCCGUACAUCAUGAUGCUGCAAUUGAAGCGGUUCGCGUUCGACUACAAUCUCCUACAUCGCAUUAAACUGAAUGACAGGAUGUCAUUUCCACAACUUCUAAAUCUCAACAAAUAUAUUUAUCCCAACGACGAAUUGCUAAAUUUAAUGGACAAUGACGACAAUCUUUCCCCGAAAAGUGAUUCGCCGAGCUCCAUUGAGACUGAGACGGACAGCGGUGUUAGCCUGACGUCAUCGGAGAACGAUACCUCCUCAGAGGAUGCUCUCAAUGACGUGUCAAUGGACGUGAACGAGGGGUCUGCCGCCGGCUGUGCCGAUUCAGAUAACUUUGAAGAAAAUGAUUGUACACAAGACAUGAAGGGGCCUGAGGGGUCGUUUGUGUAUAAACUUUUCUCCAUCAUGAUCCAUUCGGGAAGCGCCAUUGGAGGCCAUUAUUACGCUUACAUAAGGUCUUUUGAGGAUGAUCAAUGGUAUAGUUUCAAUGAUCAAACGGUGUCCAAGAUAACCGAAAGCGAUAUAGAGCGUACAUUUGGUGGAUCUUACACGUCUAACAAAAGUUAUUAUUCAUCAACAUAUUCAAGCUCUGCAAACGCAUACAUGUUGAUCUAUCGUCAAAUACGCCCAGACAACCGUAUUUUUUUACAAGAGAACGAGCUGCCACAACACGUAAAAAAGCUGGUCGCCAGUCUGGGUAAGGAAGAACUACGAGAGAAAGAACUCAAGGAAUUUAAACACAACAUGUGUAAAAUCAAGCUUUUCUGUUUUCACGAACAAUGCAAAAUGUCGAGCGCAAACUUCGAGAUUCACAAGGGGAAAACGCUAAGAGAAGCUACGGAGAAAGCCCGAGACCUGUUCGAUCUGGAGGAUGUGGUAUCUUUGGAGAACUGUCGAAUUGUAAAGUACGACGAAUACAACGAACACAUAGAGCUAUCCUACGAUGGGCAAGAAGAGUGGGAUAUGGACGCGGUAUUAGGCGGAGCUCACUCGAUAUAUCGCUUUGAUCUUUUGCUCGAAAUAAAACGCGAUGGAGAGGAAUUUCCUGUUUACGAAUCUGGAGCUGUAACGAUCAAGGCUCAUUUGGCAAACGUUUCAGAGAAUCGCGUUCUUCCCGCCUUCAACGUGCGCGUUUCGUGGACAGAUAGUUUGAAAACUCUCCAGGACAGUAUAAGAAAGAAGCUUCAGACAUCAUGCGAGUAUAUUGUCAUGGUGUGGGAGAGACAUUCUUCGGAAUUCUACGAACUGAAGCCGAGUUCCGAGAAAACCUUAAAAGACGAGAGUUUUUUCAAAAAGAACAAGAUAUUUGUUCAGUGUACGGAUGAUGAACCGGGUGAAACUCUGGAUGAAAAAUUAUUACAAGUAUUGGAUUAUUUCUCAAAUUCUAUUACGCUGGAAGUCCAUCUGCCUCAAGAUGUAUAUACCACGCAACAACGUGUUUCGGAGAUCAGCAUUCAUAAGGAAACGACUUUGGGCGAAUUUAAACGUAGUUUGGAACAGGAAAUGGGCUGCUCGUCGGAAAUGUUCAAGGUAUUUCGCGUAUAUUCCACGAAUCAAGAAACGGAAAUGGAUCGUUUGAACGACACCUUUUCCAUUGUUCCCGACAAAAGCAAGAUACGUAUCAAACAUGGACGUGCAUUGAAAACAGGAGAAUUUAGAGCGAAAAUUUUCUUGUUCAGACUCAACGAAGAGCAGCACACGGAGUUUCUAAUCGAAAUUAUUCUUUCAAAACGUAUGAAAAUUUACGAGACAAAAGUCGCGCUUAUCGAAGAAUUGACUAAAAGUUCAAAAAAGACAAUUCCACUAGAGCGCAUGAGACUGCGCAAGAAAUCGUGGAAAUCACCUGGUCGCGUUUAUCAAAAUCACCAGGUGUUAGACGACGUCAUAUUGACUUUCAGCUCAUGCGAGUUUUUCGUCGAGGAACUGGAAGGAAGAGAACCUGUCGAGAGUACGAAUAGCAUUGUAUACUUCGUUCGAAGAUGGCGUCCUUCCACGUACGUACUUGAUGCAUUGUGGGAACUUGUGUUGGAUUCAUCAGCCACAAUCGACGAUCUCAAAGCACAGAUGGCUCAUCACGAUGAAAUAAAUACCGAAAACAUUGAAGUCGCCAAGGGGCGCGGUUCAUUCCCGUUUUCGAUUUCUACUCUCGACAUUCAUGAAGAUUUGGAAUGGAAUCCCGAAGGCGAUAAAUUAAAACAUUAUCCUCUGAUGGUUACUGACGACGGUGCCAUGUUCUAUUACAGGGAUAAAACUGAAGAAUUGAUGGAACUGACGGAAGAUAAAAAGAAAGAAAUAAAAAAGGCAGAGGACGCUAAAUCACUUUCUAGUGCUACUAAAUCGUCGUACAAACCAAAGGAAAAAGCUCUGAAGAUAUACACUGAUAGAUAAGCCAUAUGUUAACCUUGUCGUGCAAUCAACUUGGCAAGGGAAUUGUGAUCGUUACUUGCAUUCGAUCUUUUGCUGGAAGGUCUUCGGUCAUUUUUUACUCCAUAACAAACAAGGAGUGAGCUCUAUGUUAUAUAUAUAUAUAUAUGCAACUAUUUGUUUUGAUGUGUGUAGAUUUUGCUUUAACACAUUGGCCUGUUAUAUAGUCGGAUGUGGUAAAGACAAGUCCUGAUAUGCAAGCGAUGCUCUAUUCGAAAUCGAUUUUUCCGUAAUGAAAAGAUCAUCGCGUGUUGUAAAUUUUGAACGACGUAAUCUACAAUCGAUCUAAUGAUCUAUUUAAUAAGAAAUCCUCGAAACAUUUCGUAUAAUUUCAUACUUUUUCGUUCGCGCGUUUAUAUAUGCACAAUACACAACACAUAAAGCCCUUACGGAGACUGCUGACUAGUGAUGUAGUUGUGUUGUGGCUGGAAAAUUUACUUAUAAGGCCAGUAAUUAAGCGCAGUUAACAUUGACUUCAUUUUGCCUGCAGAAUUGUAAAAAAAAUUUUUCACCACAUA